Molecule: messenger RNA, 807 nt
Organism: Vicia villosa (hairy vetch)
Lineage: Eukaryota; Viridiplantae; Streptophyta; Magnoliopsida; Fabales; Fabaceae
Product: transcription factor MYB30-like
Exons: 3
Coding region: 37-678 (213 amino acids)
Source: RefSeq, a predicted model, not a curated record
UUGGUCUGAAAAAAUAAAUAAAUAAGUCCUACAAAAAUGGUAAGAGCUCCUUAUUUUGAUGAAAAUGGAACAAAGAAAGGUGCAUGGAGUGAAGAAGAGGAUCAAAUGCUUAUUGCUCACGUUCAGAGACAUGGUCAUGCUAAUUGGCGUCAACUUCCCAAAGUUGCAGGUUUAGCCAGAUGUGGAAAGAGUUGUCGGUUGCGUUGGCUGAAUUACCUGCGCCCAAAUCUAAAACGAGGGAGCUAUACACAGAAUGAGGAACAAAUGAUCAUGGAGUUGCAUAAAAAGCAUGGGAAUAGAUGGUCUCGUAUAGCUGAAAGUUUACCUGGAAGAUCAGACAACGAGAUAAAGAAUUUCUGGCACAGCCACCUAAAGAAAUUCUCAAGGAGCAAUGAGAGCAAGAUUACUCAAGAGAUUGAAAGGACAAAAAGUUUGGAAAGUUCAUAUUCAAUGUCUUACACGGCUACUAAAGCCAGUUCCGCUUCAAUUUCAUCUAGUCAUGUGGAAUCAAACAUGGACUUGUAUAGAAUAGAAAAUGAUGUUGCUUCUUGGGAAACAUGGGAUGGAUUCACCAACAAUUUUUGGACUGAACCUUUUGUUUAUGAUAACACAAUCAAUCAGGAUUACUUUCCCAUUUCAUAUUGUGGAGUAGAGCUAGAGGAUCCAUAUUUUAUAUAGUGUAAUAUAUAUUUUAGUAUAAUACCAUGGUUAUCACAAUAUAUAAGUUCUAGUCCCCUAGUAUUCAGGAUAUAUUGCAUAUUGUUUCUUCUCCCCCAUCAAAAGACCUAAGGCAUGAGGAAUUCGAGG